AUGGGGAAACCAAAGACGAGAGCGGACCAUGCCGCAGCCCGUGAGAGAAAGGAAGAGAAGCGAGCAAGGAAAGCUGAGGCUAUGCAGAAGGAUGCUCAACAGGUGCCUUUCGAAUCCUCUGUACAUGGGUGCUUCGACCAAUGGGAUAUCGAUAUCGAUGGAUAUCGAUCGGAUCUGAUCAUUUCGGAUAGUAUCAGGAGGCAGUAUUAUGAUGCGGAAAAGGCUUAUAUCAAAAUGAACGAACAGGUGGAGAAGUAA
Messenger RNA from Perkinsus marinus ATCC 50983, 258 nucleotides. RefSeq lists its product as hypothetical. The transcript is spliced from 2 exons. NCBI's taxonomy places the organism in Eukaryota, Perkinsozoa, Perkinsida, Perkinsidae. The coding region runs from base 1 to 258 and encodes 85 amino acids. The record is from RefSeq and is a predicted model, not a curated record.